Molecule: messenger RNA, 1580 nt
Organism: Drosophila bipectinata
Lineage: Eukaryota; Metazoa; Arthropoda; Insecta; Diptera; Drosophilidae
Product: CCA tRNA nucleotidyltransferase 1, mitochondrial
Biological process (GO): mitochondrial tRNA 3'-end processing; tRNA 3'-terminal CCA addition
Cellular component (GO): mitochondrion
Molecular function (GO): nucleotidyltransferase activity; tRNA binding
Source: RefSeq, a predicted model, not a curated record
AGAAAACAUCUGGUCUCACAACUGUCAAACUAUAAAUAUUAUUCGGUAAAAAAAAAGCGUGUUCCAGCUAAAGGAAGUAGUUUCUAAGGCCUAGGAAAGCUGAUCCAUGAAUGGUUCAGGUAACCUUCUUAAACUGACCGCCCGUGCCUUUACCUCGUUGGGCUUGAAUCUCCGUCAGAGCAGUUGCUGGACCAAAACAGUCGGCGUCAUGGGACCGAGUCCCACUAAUCCUCGUGAUCCUUCUCCCGAAUUAGUAGCCCAGCUGGGAAAGCCGCCAAAAAUGCGAAAGGAUCCAGCUUUUAAAAAGAUUAGCUCUCCCGAAUUCCAAAGCAUAUUUACACCAGAACUAGAGUCCCUUGUUUCGUUGUUCAAAAAGUACGAUUACGAGCUGAGGAUCGCCGGCGGUGCAGUGCGCGACAUUCUGAUGAAUAUGGAGCCGAAAGACAUUGAUUUCGCCACUACAGCCACUCCAAGCCAGAUGAAGGAGAUGUUCGAAAAGGAGGAAGUGAGGAUGAUCAACGCCAAUGGCGAGAAACACGGAACCAUAACACCGCGAAUCAACGACAAGGAGAACUUUGAGGUCACCACUCUACGCAUCGACAUUCGUACCGAUGGCAGGCACGCGGAGGUGGUGUACACCACCGACUGGCAGCUAGAUGCCAAUCGGCGCGACUUAACCAUCAACUCGAUGUUCCUUGGGCUCGACGGCACCGUCUAUGACUACUUUUAUGGCUACGAUGAUCUGCAGGAUCGCCGAGUAGUUUUUGUUGGGGAUGCGGAUAUCCGUAUCAAGGAAGACUACUUACGCAUUCUACGUUACUUCCGUUUCUAUGGACGAAUUGCUAAAGAUUCAAAGAGCCACGACGAAGCUACUCUGCAAGCGGUGAAGGACAAUGCUGCAGGCUUGGCGAGGAUUAGUGGAGAGCGUAUCUGGGCGGAGCUGCAAAAAAUAGUUGUGGGGAACUUUGGAAGCGAUUUGUUGCUGGAGAUGAAUCGCUGUCAUCUCUUCGAGCACAUUGGAUUUCCUGUCAAGCCCAAUUUAGAAGAAUUCGAACGACUCUGCAAAGCUUUGGAAAAGUUUGAAAAGCCGCACUAUCCUAUUCUGUACAUGUCAGGAAUGCUGAACUCCGUAAAUGAUGCGAUGGACAUGCACAAUCGACUCAAGUUAUCCGCCUACGAAAGGGAUCUGGCUUUAUUCAUCACCCAGCAACGAGAAAAGGUGGAUACAGACUACAAAAGUAUUCGAGACUACCAGAAACUCUGCAUUCAACCUAAUGUCAAUAGGGACUAUGUUGAGCAGUUGCUCAAGUAUACAAAUAAACUAGAUUUGUAUCAGCAGCUCAAAUCGUGGCCCAAGCCCACCUUCCCAGUCAACGGCCAUGCUCUCAGUAGUCUUGGUUUGAAAGGAAAAAAAGUUGGACAGGUUAUGAAUGAACUAAAGCUCCAUUGGGCAGACAGUGAUUUCAAAUCAACAUCAGAGGAUCUACUCAAAUUGGUGCCUGAUAUCUUGGCCAAGUUGCCUUCUCCACCCGGCUCGCCAAACAAAAAUAAACGUGCGAAACAGCACUAAUAUUAUACGA